Molecule: messenger RNA, 501 nt
Organism: Acytostelium subglobosum LB1
Lineage: Eukaryota; Evosea; Eumycetozoa; Acytosteliales; Acytosteliaceae
Exons: 2
Cellular component (GO): cytoplasm
Molecular function (GO): gluconokinase activity
Source: RefSeq, a predicted model, not a curated record
UUGAUUGUUAUGGGAGUGUCUGGAAGUGGCAAAUCAACUAUUGGUUAUAAGUUGUCAUGUAGAUUAGGUUGCAAGUUCAUUGAUGGUGAUGAUCUUCAUCCUCGUGCUAAUAUAAUGAAGAUGGCAUCGGGACAACCAUUGAACGAUGAUGAUCGUGAACCUUGGUUACAACGUUUGAACGAUGUGGCCUACUCUCUAACACAGAAGAAGGAGCGAGGUGUUGUAGUAUGCUCAGCACUCAAACAGAGAUAUCGUGAUCGUCUUAGACGAGACAACACUGGAGUACUAUUCAUAUAUCUGAAGGGAAGCUACCAAGUCAUACUACAGCGAUUAGAGGCCCGACGUGCCGGACACUUCAUGCCCUCGACCCUACUCCAAAGCCAAUUCGAUGCUCUCGAGGAGCCCGACCCCUCCAUCGAGACCGAUGUCCUAUCCAUCGACAUUGAUCAUUCAACAAUCGAUCAAGUUGUAGACAGUUGUUGCCAAGUGUUGUCGACAAGG